This is a messenger RNA of Onychostoma macrolepis, 4106 nucleotides long. Its product is annotated as ATP-sensitive inward rectifier potassium channel 10. NCBI's taxonomy places the organism in Eukaryota, Metazoa, Chordata, Actinopteri, Cypriniformes, Cyprinidae. Gene Ontology annotation, biological process: potassium ion import across plasma membrane; regulation of monoatomic ion transmembrane transport. Gene Ontology annotation, cellular component: plasma membrane. Bases 162 to 1397 code for a protein of 411 amino acids. The transcript has 6 exons. Gene Ontology annotation, molecular function: inward rectifier potassium channel activity. The record is from RefSeq and is a predicted model, not a curated record.
CAGAGCUUCUGUUUAGUAGCUUGUUUAGUAAAGUUUGUUUCCUGAACAUCAACAUGUAGCUGAUCAGCACACCUGAAUAUAGAAUCUGAUGAAUCUCAGCUUCUGAACACCUGAGCGCAUGUGUUAAUAGACUGCAGCCUCGCAGCUCUCUGAAUGACAAGAUGACGUCGGCCACACCCCCUUCUUCCCAAAGCCCCGCCCCUCAGAAGGUGUGCCACUCCCAGACACAGACAGACAUCCUAAAGCCUCUGCUCGGGGGGGCGGGGCACGUGAGUCAGGUGGCACGCCGGAGGCGGGUGCUAACCAAGGAUGGGCGGAGCAAUGUCCGCAUCGAGCACGUGAGUGGGCGUGGUGCUCUGUACCUGCGUGACCCCUGGACCACCUUUGUGGACAUGCAGUGGAGGUACAAACUGGUUCUGUUCAGCGCCACGUUUGUGGGAACCUGGUUCGCCUUUGGACUGCUGUGGUACCUGCUGGCUCUGGUGCACGGAGACCUGCUCGAGUUUGAUCCCCCAGCAAACCACAGUGUGUGUGUGAUGCAGAUGCAAACACUGACCGCAGCCUUUCUCUUCUCGCUGGAGACUCAGACCACCAUCGGAUACGGAUACCGCUGCAUCACGGAGGAAUGUCCGUCUGCCAUCGUCCUGCUCAUCAUCCAGCUCCUCAUCACCACCGCCAUGGAGAUCUUCAUCACCGGAACCUUCCUCGCCAAGGUGGCUCGGCCGAAGAAACGAGGCGAGACGAUUCGGUUCAGUCAGCAUGCUGUGAUAGCUAAUCACGACGGCCGACCCUGUCUCAUGAUACGAGUCGCCAACAUGCGCAAGAGUCUGCUGCUGGGCUGCCAGGUGACUGGGAAGCUUCUACAGCCGUGCGUCCCGAAGGAGGGUGAGACGGUGCGUUUGGAUCAGAAGAACGUGACCUUCAGUGUGGACACGGCCAGCGAGAGCCCCUUCCUCAUCCUCCCGCUCACCUUCUACCACACCAUCGACGAGCAGAGCCCACUGCACGGAUGGGCCAACAAGGGCGGAUGGACGGAGCCGGAUCCGGCUGAUUUUGAGCUGUUAGUGAUGAUGAGCUCCACUGUGGAGCCCACAUCAGCCACCUGUCAGGUGCGCACCUCCUACCUGCCCGACGAGAUCCUGUGGGGCUACGAGUUCCCCCCCAUCGUGUCUCUCUCUGUGACGGGCAAAUACGUGGCGGAUCUCGCGUACUUCGACAAGGUGGUGAAAACCAAGACCCCGCCCCUUUUUAACCAGACCCCGCCCAGCGCCACUGACGGUUGCCAUGGAGACGUGAGCAGCUCGGACCCGGAGAAGAUGCGGCUGGAGCAGAGCUACCGAGAGGAUGAGAAACAGACGGACGGCGGGCCUGUUAGCGUGCGCAUCAGUAACGUGUGACUCACACAAAACAUUCAACAAGAAAGUCCUUCAAACCAAGCACUGAAAUCAUUAAUGCUGCAUGAACAGCAUCAGCCCAAUAAUAUGCAAAAAAAAUAUUAACAGCACACAAACUGAAUAGGAAAAUGAAUAUUUUUGUGUAGGCCUACAGCAAAUACAUGUGGAAUACUUUUGAAAUAAUGUGCUUUUUAUAUUUUAAAAUGCAUUUUAAUUAUUUUAAGACUACAUGGAAUAUUUGUAUGCAUAAAACACACAAAUGCACAAAAAACACCUAAUUGCAUAAAUACAGCAGGAUUAUCAUUUACAUACUUAGCAUAACAAAAUUAAACAAAUAUGUCCUUAAAAUCAAGCAUUGAAAUAAUUUGUUGUGCAUGGACAGCAUCAGCCCAGUAAUAUGCAAAAAUAUACAAAAAUAAAACAUAUAAGCUGAAUAGGGAAAUUUAUAUUUUUGUGCAGGCCUAUAGCACACAGUACAUGGCAAUGCUUUUUAUACUUUAAAAUGCGUUUUAAUUAUUUUAUUUUAUGAGCUUUUAAGAGCUCAUAUUAUUUGAAAGACUACAUGGAAUAUUUGUAUGCAUAAAAACACACAAAUGCAUAAAAAGGCACCUAAAUGCAUAAACGUUUACAUACUUAGCAUAAAAAUAAACAAAAAUGUCCUAAAAAUCAAGCACUGAAAUCAUUAAUAUUGCAUGAACAGCAUUUUUAACAGCUUAUAAGCUGAAUUGGAAAAUUUCUAUUUUUGUGGAGGCCUAUAGCAUACAGUAUGUUAAAUACUUUUAAAAUAAUGUGAUUUUUAUACUUUAAAAUGCAUUUUAAUUCGUUUAUUGUAUGAGCUUUUAAGACCUCAUAUUAUUUGAAAGAUUACAUGCAUAUUUGUAUGCAUAAAAACACACAAAUGCAUAAAAAACACCUAAAUAAAUACAUAUCAUUUGUCAAGCACUGAAAGCAUUAAUAUUGCAUUAUCAGCAUCAGCCCAAUAAUAUGCUAAAUUAUUCACAUAGUAUUAGCUGAAUAGGAAAAUUGAUCAUUUUGUGCCGGUUCACAUUUAAAAGUUGAAAGUUGAAAUAAUGUACUUUUUAUAUUUUAAACAGAAAUUGUGUCAUUAUUGUAUAUUAUUAUUUUAUGAGUUUUAAUGAGCUCAUAUAAUUGAAAAGACUACAUAUUUGUAUGCAUAAAAAUACACAAAUGCAUAAAAACAGCAGAAUGAUCAUUUAAUCAGCAUUAAAAACAAAGUCCUUAAAAUCAAGCACUGAAAUUAUUAAUAUUGCAUGAAUAGCAUCAGCCCAAUAAUAUGCAAAAUUAUUAACACAGCAUAAGCAGAAUAGGAAAAUUGAUAAUUUUGUGUAUAUUCCCUAGUCUAAAUUUGCAAAUUAUGUUUAUUAAUAUUUCAUUUUAUUUCUAGCUCUAAUGAGCUCAUAUUAUUUGGAAGAUGGAAUAUUCAUAUCAAAAUGUAAACUUUCACACUUUUAAAAUAAACUAGGGAAGACAAGUGAUUAAAAUUAUGAAAUAUUUGAAAAGUUACAAGAGCUUUUCUUCUACAAUCAUUUACAUUUGAACCUAAAAUCUUGAUAUUCACUGAUGUAUGCAUCAAACACCAAACUGCAUAAAAACAGCAGAAAUAUCAUUUACCAACUUAGCAUUGAAAAAAAAAUGUUCUUAAAAUCAAACUCAGAAAUUAUUAAUAUUGAAUGAACAGCAUCAUCCCAAUAAUCGAACCGAACCGAAAAUCUUAUGUUCACAUGCAUGUUAUGCAUCAACCAUCCAAAUGCAUAAAAACUGCAAAAUUAUCAUUUACCUUCACAUUAAAAAAUAAACAAAAUGUCCUUAAAAUCAUGCACUGAAGUCACUGCAUGAUCAGCCCAAUAAUACACACAAUUAUUAACACAGCAUAAGCUAAAGACUGAUUAUUGUGUAUAGCUGCUCACAUGAAAUACUUAGAAGUUAAAAUAAUGCGCUUUUAUAUAUUUUAUAAAUAUGACCUUCCCUUCUACACAUAAAAUACAUUUGAACCUGAAGUCUUGAUAUUCACUGACAUGUUAUGCAUCAAUCACCCAAAUGCAUAAAAAAAACACCAGAAUUAUCAUUUACCCACCGUAAUGCAUAGAAGAAGAAAAAAGUUCACAGCAGGCUAUUUAUGUUGCAGUUGUAAUUACUGUAUAAUUAUAUGGUUUAUUAUUGCAUGUGCUCUCGCCUUUCAGAACGAACCUGUGAUUGUUUCAUGCAUGUGCUGUGUGAAUGUGUUCCUGUGAUUCACCACAUUUUCUGCUUUAGUGACUCUGACUGAAUGUUACUGUAAUGAUUUUGCACUUUGGGGUCAUUAGGAGCGUUUAUUAUCCUAACGAAUCUGACAGCACUUUAGUACUGUACUCUCCUCUCUCUUUAUACGGAGAGACAUUAAUGCAGCGGCUCAGAAAAGUGAAAGUAAUUCUGAGAAAAUCUGCAGCAUUUGCUUUGAUUUUUAUUUUUUUUGUAUCUAAUUUCAGGAUAAAUAUUUAUACAUGUAUUUGUCUAGCACUGAACUACUGGAAUAAUCCACCGGAUGUACAGGGAUGCCUCAAUUUCCACGUUAAUAAACAGAUAAAGAUAUGCUUAAUCCGAUGCUGAUAAAUGAGUGUAUUAUUUGCACAGCAUGUGUUUUGUCUUUUAUUACUGAAGUGUCCAUUUUAACAACACUCAGAAAGUGCUAGUAAAUUUCACAAAUAAUUUUUU